Molecule: messenger RNA, 969 nt
Organism: Colius striatus (speckled mousebird)
Lineage: Eukaryota; Metazoa; Chordata; Aves; Coliiformes; Coliidae
Gene: ITPA
Product: inosine triphosphatase
Exons: 5
Coding region: 44-727 (227 amino acids)
Biological process (GO): nucleoside triphosphate catabolic process
Cellular component (GO): cytoplasm
Molecular function (GO): nucleoside triphosphate diphosphatase activity
Source: RefSeq, a predicted model, not a curated record
GCCGGUGAUUGGCGGGCGGGCGGGCGCCCGGGUGAGCGCGAGGAUGGCGGCGCCGGCCCGGCGGAGCGUCGUGUUCGUGACGGGCAACGCCAAGAAGCUGGAGGAGGUCACGCAGAUCCUCGGGGACUCCUCUCCUUACACGCUGGUGGCCAAGAAAAUCGACUUGCCGGAGUACCAGGGGGAGCCAGACGAGAUCUCCGUGCAGAAGUGCCGCGAAGCCGCCCGGCAGGUUCAAGGACCUGUUAUAGUAGAGGAUACCUGCUUGUGCUUCAAUGCCCUAGGAGGGCUUCCAGGACCCUACAUAAAAUGGUUCCUGGAGAAACUCAAGCCAGAAGGUACCAUGUCCCAUGUUACUGCUCUGCACAUAACUCACUCCUUUCCAGAUGAAAUGGGUCACCACCUGUGCUGGGUUCUGAGCAUGUUUGCCCACCAGGCUGCUCCCGGACUGCUGGUUCCUUUCCUGUCCACUCAGCCCUGUCCCUUUGGGUUCCCUCCCCAAGCCCUUCUUCACAGGAUUUUGUUUCCCCUCGUGGCUUCAGCAUCACCCCUGGAUUCCCAAACUCCUGCCUCUGCAGGCUGGUGGCAGGACUUGUGGGAACUUCUUGUUUGUCAUCAGUGUGACCUGGAAGACCUGCUGCUCCCUCUGUCUUCUGUGCAGGCCCCUCUGCUGAUGCUCACCUGCCCUGGUGUGCAGUGGCAGUCUUUGAUCAUGCAGUUCAGAGCAUGACUGCAAAUGCCAGCUCCACAUUAAUUGGGAAUGCCUGAUUAAUAGCGGGGCUCAUGCUGUGCUCGAUCAGAGCUGCUGGCUUCAGUCACACAAAGGACUGGGCCGAGAGAAUCCUUGUGCCUGUCACCUGCAGUUCCUCCUCUCCCGUGCGAGUGUGGGCGCAGAGCGUUCCCUCCAUCCAUCUCUAGCAGGGGUAUGUUGUGCUCCCAGGGGAAGGCAGUAACGCUGAGAUCCUUCCUGUG